AUGACGACGGCGAGGAAGCAAGCCAUUCUCACCGUUGAUGCUCGAGCGACGACAGUUGGUGAAUCUCGGACGUCGCGACCAAGUAUUAAGGGGUCGAUGGGGAUGCUCAAGGGCACGCCCAACCGCCACCGCGAGCAGCCGCUCCUCACCACCCAGCCCCUACCUAGGCCUCUCGUCCCCACGCACCGUCGCCGUCGCCCACACUCACGCGCUCUCUCCCGCCUGGAUGGAACCGGCAUGCUUUCUCUUCGUCUCUCUCUGCUCUUCUCGGCCGCCGUCCUCGGCACCCUCGGCUCCGGCCGCAAAGUACCGUCAAACGUCCAGAGCUUCUACCAUGGCAUCCGCGCACGGCAGAGGUGUAACGAAGUGCUCGCCGGUGGCUUUCACGCCUCCCACGGCGAUACCCGCGGCUCUGGCACCUUUGACUACUGCGGCGACCAUAUGGAUGACUAUGGCGUCCUCUACCUCCAAGGCCGUGACGGUGCGCUCGCCGACAUGGACAUUGAUUGCGACGGCGUCCAGAACGGCCCCGCCGACGACCAUCGCUGCCGCAGCUCGGCCGAUAUCCAGGCCAUCACGGCCUUUGCCGAAACUGUCCGAAGCUACGGCACUGGCCAGCCAGAUCUCGACCCCAACGCUCACGCCUACGUUGUCCUCGGAAACGACGGCACCAAGCCUGGCUGGAAGACGUUUGACCCCCGCAACCAUGGCAUCGAACCCCUGAGUGUCGUGGCCGUCGUUUGCAAAGACAAGCUGUUUUUCGCCGUCUGGGGUGACACCAACGGGGACGAUGGGCCCCAAGCCGUCGUCGGCGAAGCAUCCAUCGCCCUCGCCACCGCUUGCUUCGGCCAAGCCAUGAACGGAAACGCUGGCCAUGGCGACGCCGACGUCCUGUACAUUGCCUUCCGUGGCCACGAGGCCGUCCCGGGAGCCGACGGUGCCAAGUGGAACGCCCAGAAUUUUGACGAAUUUGAAAGUAGCAUCGCAGACCUUGGCGACAGGCUUGUCACCCGCAUCGGCGAUGGCGGUGCCAACCAGAGCACAUGCGAACCUUCUCCAACCCAUGCUGGCCGUUGCUCGUGGGAGGGACACUGUGCAGGUGGGCACUCGCCUUCCCCUUCAAACUCUGGCCACCUUCUCGGCGUCCUGAAAAAGCACGAGACAAUGCUAACGGGCGCGGGUCGAUGCAGGAGCAUUUUGUAA
This is a messenger RNA of Drechmeria coniospora, 1203 nucleotides long. Its product is annotated as chitosanase. The record is from RefSeq and is a predicted model, not a curated record. Gene Ontology annotation, molecular function: chitosanase activity. NCBI's taxonomy places the organism in Eukaryota, Fungi, Ascomycota, Sordariomycetes, Hypocreales, Ophiocordycipitaceae. The transcript is spliced from 3 exons. Bases 1 to 1203 code for a protein of 400 amino acids.